Oikopleura dioica is the source of this 495-nucleotide messenger RNA. NCBI's taxonomy places the organism in Eukaryota, Metazoa, Chordata, Appendicularia, Copelata, Oikopleuridae. The record is from the annotation of a GenBank genome assembly.
AUGAAAGAGGAUAAAAUUGUAGAAGUCAGACCGAAGGAUUCAUUUUCAGAGGGAAAUUUGAAGGCCUCGUGUCUUAUUUGCAUGGGAGAAUUCUAUGAAAUCAAGGAGGACACAGAUGUUGUUGUUGACGGUGUUGGCUCGUUGGUUGUCGAUAUUUUGAGGGGAUUUUUCGCUUGUGCUAAAGAGGUCAAAACAAUGCGAGAGAACAAGAAAGCCAGAGAAUACGGACAAGAACCUCAAACCAGAACAACAAUGGUCAACAACGACGACUACGGAGAGCCAUUCAAUCCUCAAACUAGAGCUCAUGAAGUGAAGCUCGAUUGCAAAGGGAAAAAUGUCAAUAUCAGCCGCGUCACGAUUGUAAGUAUCAACGUAAACAAUCAGGAAGAUCUGGAGAAGCUUGGCUUUGAUCAGCUGCAGCAAAAUUAUGACGGGCAAAAUGGAUCCAAGUUAAGAAAGACAGUCGAAGAAAAUGUUCACAAGGAAAGGGCUUGA